CUCCUCUUCUCCUCCUGCUCUGAAUCACGGAAUAAAAAAUAAAAAAAACAGCAAGAUGAUUGUUUCCGUCGCGCUGAGCUCUGAACCGAUCCUCUGGGUGGCAGCAGUAUAGCUAUGGUUUAUGCUCAGUCAGCAAACACAGUUGGUGUCAAUCCCUCCCUUUACUCUCCAUCUUUCACGUAUCAGAUGUCAUUUAACUACUCUGAGAGGGAAAACUCGACUGUCCUGGCAACCUUACCCACAACUCCCCUCUGCAGCCAAGAGGGCUCGUCCUCCAGUCUGCCAAACGGGACCUCCACCUCCUAUGAGCUGACUUCAGGCGAGGUUGCCGUCUUGGGCUUGGUAUUCGGGGUUCUCUGGCUGGUCUCCAUCCUGGGAAAUGCCCUCGUCUGCCUGGUCAUCCACCGGAGCCGACGGACUCAGUCCACCACCAACUACUUUGUGGUGUCAAUGGCCUGUGCAGACCUGCUCAUGAGCCUGGGCUGCGCCCCCUUCAUCCUCCUGCAGGUCGCCUCGGGUCGAUGGCCGCUGAGCGCCGCUGCCUGCAAGGCUGUGCGCUACCUGCAGCACCUUUGCCCCGGUGUGCAGGUCUACGUCCUGCUUUCAAUCUCUGUAGACCGCUUCUAUACAAUCGUCUAUCCCCUCAGCUUCAAGGUGUCCAGAGAGAAAGCAAAGAAGAUGAUCCUGGCCUCAUGGCUGUUUGACGCAGCCUUUGUCUCUCCCUGCUUCUUCUUCUAUGGCUCCACACCUGCAGACAGCAGUCAUUGUGACUUUUUCCUUCCAGACAGCUGGGGCAGUAUAGCGUAUGCCGCCGUUCACCUCGUCUUUGGUUUCGUGGUGCCAGCAGGGCUGAUUGUGUCAUUCUACCAGCGGGUGAUUCGCUACAUCUGGAGGAUCAGUGCCGACGGGCACACAGUGCGUCGGACAAUGAACAUCGUCCCCCGGACUAAAGUCAAGACCAUCAAGAUGUUCCUCAUGCUCAAUUCAGUUUUCUUUCUCACCUGGACGCCCUUCUACGUUGCCCAGCUGUGGCACCCGAGGGAGUCUAACAGUCCCAGCAGGCAAGGGCUGCUGUUCUUCACGGCCAUCGCCUGGAUCUCCUUCAGCUCCACGGCGUCCAAGCCAACUCUGUACUCUGUCUACAAUGCAAACUUCAGACGGGGCAUGAGGGAGACCUUCUGCAUGUCAUCCAUGAAAUGCUACCGCAGUAAUGCUUACACCAUCACGGCAAGCUCUCGAAUGGCCAAAAAGAACUACAUUGGGGUGGUGGACAUUCCUGUGCAAGCAAAGACAGUCACCAAGGACUCUGUUUACGAUACAUUUGAUCGAGAAGCAAAGGAAAAGAAAGUAGCCUGGCCCACUAACGCCAACCCUCCAAAUACUUUUGUGUAAUUCAAACUUGGACAGUUUUGAAACUGUGAAUGUACAAACAUGAAUUAGACUGAAGCUUUAUUCUUAAACAGCACAACAUCAAUGUUGACAGGUGAGCUAGCUGGGGGCUAACAUGCAAGCUCUGUAUUCAACUAAGACAAAAGCUCACAGAAACAGAAUGUGUUCAGUUUGUAUAAAGGGCUUUUUUCUGAUUUAAAACACCGUCUGGCAGCCAUAUUGGAGGUUUUCAACAUCUGUGAACAGCUAGCCAUUUUUAUACUCAAAAUUUUAAUCAUAAUCUAUUUCUGUUAAUGUUGUGUUCGAUGGAUCAUUUUGCCAUUGGUACGUCAGAUUAUGUGUUUUGAUAAUGUCAGCUUGUUAGCUAGCUAACCAUAGUCUGUGGCCAUCUUUCAGUGACCUGUUGUAAACGCAUCAGAUUUGCUACAGUAAUGUAUGUGGUAGAAGCUAACGUUAGUAGUGGCUACUAGCCGCAUGUUAACAUUGACAUCAUCCGCUUUGCUAUAUUAAGCGUAAUGGUGAGUUGGCUAGCUAACAAAGCCCUAAAUCUACAGUUUGUUUAGGUUAACUGAGCUGUAAAACCCACACUGUUGUUAAAGAAAGAAUAACAUAAACUGAACAGUUGCGAAGAGGAAGAAGUUAUUGCAGAUGAAGAAGUCAAAUUCAUGUUCUCAUAGACAGUUAGUGGGAGCACUUCCAAGUCUAACUUCAACUCCCAGGGUGCAUUUCAGUAUGAAACAUCAAAUCACAGAGCUUCAAAUGCUGUUGUGUGCUCUGCUAAUGGCAAGUAGAAGCUAAAGUUAACACUUUUUAGAAGCCAGACAAAAAAACGUUCAGUAGUUUAAAUCAGUUCACUUUCACAUUCAGGAUAAGUUUUGUAACACUUGUGCCGUAUUUUUACACCCAGUUGAUUGAACCGAAACUCAAUACACAAUCACGGCUAAGCACAAAAUUUAAACUACAUGAUAGAAACUACAAACACACUUUAAGGACGGUCAAAAGAUGUGCCUGGGAGAUAUGUAACAGGGCCAUAUCCUAAUUGGGUGGACAUUUCCAAAGUCUGUAAAAAUCUAGCUAAAAUAAAAAUCUAUUUCUAGAACCAGAGUCUUCUUCCACUUUGCAACUCAGAGGUCCAGACCUGCUUCUGCUCCACUAGCCGCCAUCGUCGAGGUUUUCUUUCAUUUCAUGAAAAGCUGAAACAAAAGAAACUUCUGUUGAUAUUCUAUGUUACUGUAAAUCUACAAGUCUGGCAACACCAGUCCAUUAUUUCUGAGACUUUAUAUGCAUUUACUUUAUGAACAUUUCUUGCAAUUUUUGGAAAACAAUUGAAGUACAAAAUAGGUCAUGCAGUUGUCAAAUUCUACUUUGUUUUGUAUGGACAACAUCUUGGUUCAACGCCAACAGUCACGGACCCUCGUAGAAGGUUUAAUUUGGACUUAAGUUCACUUUGGUGUUGGUUUCUUUUAGAUGUUUUUAGUCAACAGUCUCAGAGUUGAGAUCGAGACAUCGGUCUGGAUUUGCAAGGUUUGACAUGCAAUACGAUUAUGUUGCAUUAUAUUGUUAACAUUCAAUAAUGAUGGUUAAAAAUAGUUUUACGGUGCAAAAAAAACCACUACUUUGUAGAUGCUGGGAGGGGUUUUUAAUUUUUAUAUCUUCUGUUAAACUUUUCUCAUCAGUUAACAGCAGUUAUUCAUUAAGUUCAUCAGUUUCCUGUUUCAGCUUUUUAAAGAAAGAUCAAUGAAAGAAAACCUCAAAGUAAAAAUAGAUCAUGGAACACUAACAAUAAAGUGUGGUGGGAUUUCUGCUCUUUAAUAGAAAACAGGACAGUUUAUUGUGUCAGAAUAACCUCAACUUGAUCAAAUUACUAACUGACAUUUCAUAACAAUCUCUCUCCCCGUUCUGGUUUUUUGAGACGUGGUUGCUGGGAGAUUUUGACACGAAGCGACAACAACGAAUCACCAGCUGAGUCCCAAAUACAUGUGGAUGUUAAGGUUUAUAUUAGUUUAAGGGAUUUCUCAGGUAGUAACGCUAUUUUACAAAUGUUGGACAUCACAUGAGAUGCGAUGUGGAAAUGAAAAAGAGUUCAUUUGUAAUAUUUGUGACAUACGGUUAUAUUUACUCGUACGUCAGUUUAUUCUUACAAUUCCCGACUAAACGAGGACUAAAGCCUGUAGAGACUCUGGUGCUGUGAGAGCAUUUACUCUGAGCUCCUUUAACUUCCUGUCUGGAGAACUGUACACCAAGUGCUAUGAUUAACGUAGGAAAAUAUAGAUCCAUUAAUAUGCAUCUAGCAUUAAAAAUACUCUACCUCAGCAGAAAUCUACGAAAAUCUGCGAGGCUGUUUGCGGUGUUAAGAUUUAUCCAAAAGUGUCAACGAAGUAAAAAUCAUGAGAAAAGCUUCUGUUUUAAGCUCAGUUAUGUUUUAUUUGUUCAUCAUGAUUUCUAUGUUGCAGAAAAACUUAAAGUAGGGUGUUUGGUAUAAACAGCAAAAGUAGAUCAUUUAGGAUAUUUAACCCUUUCUUGCAUAGCGGUCUUAUAUAUGCAUGGGGUUUUAAUGGUUUAGUUGUACAUCAGCCAACACAGUGGACUCUAGUGUGUCGUCCCAUACGCUGCCAUCCAUUGGCCGGCCUUCGUAAGUGCAACACAAAUUUCUCAAAACCAAGAUGGCCGCCUGCCAGCAGGAAAUGCUCUACAGCUCGGGAACAUCUUGCCGAUCCGUCUAUAGUAAUAAACCCUUGCAGGUAAAUAAAAUGUUGGAACAUCAAGUAACAACUAAGGAGUAAUACAACUGUUAAAAUUUCCAA
Molecule: messenger RNA, 4193 nt
Organism: Thunnus maccoyii (southern bluefin tuna)
Lineage: Eukaryota; Metazoa; Chordata; Actinopteri; Scombriformes; Scombridae
Gene: gpr19
Product: G protein-coupled receptor 19
Exons: 2
Coding region: 115-1392 (425 amino acids)
Biological process (GO): G protein-coupled receptor signaling pathway
Cellular component (GO): plasma membrane
Molecular function (GO): neuropeptide receptor activity
Source: RefSeq, a predicted model, not a curated record